AUGACGGCCUUAUCAACAUCAUCAUCAACACCCUUUUUCACUUCACAUUCAUUCUUGUUUUCAGAAGCAGAUGACGACAGACUGGCGCAAAUCCUGUACAAGAAUGUUCGAGUCUUGUGCUGGGUUCUGACACAACCAGCUCAUCUGGAAAACAAGACCAUACACGUGAAAACCACGUGGGGAAAGCGGUGCAACAUCAUGUUGUUCUUUACGUCGAUGCCCAAUCAAACCUUCCCCACCAUUGGUCUCUUCGUGCCAGAAGGCAGGAAAUACCUGGUCCAAAAGACAAUGAAAGCUUUCCAGUAUGUAUUUGAAAACUAUUACUACGAAGCUGAUUGGUUCCUGAAAGCUGAUGACGACACUUACGUCAUCUUGGAAAAUCUACGUUACUUCUUACUAGACAAGAAUCCUAACGACCCCGUGUAUUACGGACAACAUUUUCAUAAGUAUAUAGAUCAAGGUUACAACAGCGGUGGUGCUGGCUACGUUCUCAGUAAAGAAGCGUUACGUCGUUUGGUUAUAGACGGAAUGAACGCAGAUGAAUGCGUUAUGAGAGGCGCAGAAGACGUUCGAAUGGGUAAUUGUCUCAGUGGUAUUGGAGUGAAAGUCGGAGAGACGUCCGAUGCCUUAGGGAGGAGUCGGUUCCAUGCAAUCAUACCAGAACAUGUUAUAUUAGGACAAUUUAUGACCUGGUAUGCGAAUUUUACUAGCACGCAGGGGGGGAUGGAAUCUUUAAGUAACUAUGCGAUAACGUUUCAUUAUGUUGGACCACUGGCCAUGCAAGAAAUGGAGUAUUUUCUAUAUUACCUCAGACCGUAUGGUAUACAGAGGGGAAUGUUUAAUAUUAAUUGA
Messenger RNA from Lottia gigantea (owl limpet), 852 nucleotides. RefSeq lists its product as hypothetical. Lineage: Eukaryota; Metazoa; Mollusca; Gastropoda; Lottiidae. The transcript has 2 exons. Bases 1 to 852 code for a protein of 283 amino acids. Gene Ontology annotation, cellular component: membrane. Gene Ontology annotation, molecular function: N-acetylgalactosaminide beta-1,3-galactosyltransferase activity. The record is from RefSeq and is a predicted model, not a curated record.